AUGCCUGACGACACAUCUAAAACAGCAUCUAUUCCCUCAUGGCAGAGGCCCAAUAAGACGGCCGAGGAGUCGCCAUCGCCGACCUCCGACGAUGCGCCCGCAACUACAGCCACACCUCGACAAACCCUCCUAGACCAAGCAUCCAAAUUUCUAGAAGACGAGUCAAUCCGCGAUGCACCAACAGAGCGCAAAAUCUCAUUCCUCGAGUCGAAAGGCUUGAGCUCAGACGAUAUCGAGCAGGUCCUCGGCGCCUCCCGCAAUGCAGAGACGAGCAGCAGUUCAACCGCACCCAAGGACAAGACACCGGAAGAGACACCAUCUGCCUCGCCCACUCAAUCUGAAGCCACCCCUUCUCCUCCUAGCACCUCCUCGCCACCCUCCAACACCAUGCCUCAAUCGCGCCCAGCACCAGCGCCAACUCCCGCCUCCCGCGACGUCCCCCCAAUAAUCACCUACCCCGAAUUCCUCUUCGAAUCAUCCAAGCCGCCACCACUCGUGACGAUGCGUAGCCUCCUGUACACACUAUACGGCGCCGCAGGCCUAGGAGCAACCCUCUACGGCGCAAGCGAGUACCUCGUGAAACCAAUGCUAGCGAGCCUAACAAGCGCACGGCACGAGCUUGCCAGCACAGCAGAAGUGAAUCUACAAAAGCUAAACGACAAGCUAGAGAAGGCAGUAUCCGUGAUCCCGGCGGAGUUAACGGCGCGCAAGAGCAAGGCCUACAGCGACGAAGAAGACGACGCCUCGUCCAUCACCUCGGACCCAACCGAGCUGUUCCACAGGGACGUCGCAACACAGACGAGUCCAGAGCCAACUCCAGUACCCAGUACUGCUGGCCCGGUGGACUCGGCACCCAUCUCCCCCUCUACGGCGGUCAAUAACCACGUCAGCCGCGUUGAGUCUAUUACCUCGAAGCUGCGCGAGAUCAUCGACUCGGAGAAGGGUGCGAGUACGCUGGAUGACUCGAUGAGUACACGUCUCGCGGAUCUGCAUCGUUAUUGUGACGGGUUGAUUUACAGUGCUCCUGCGUACUCUUCUGGGUCGACGUACGGGGUUUGGAAUACCAAUAACUCGGGCUCGAGUGAAAGCGCUGGUCUGCGGAAGGGGGAGGACGAGGCUAUUGCUGGGUUCAGGGCUGAUAUUCGCGGUGUGAAGGGUGCCUUGUUGAGUGCGCGUAACUUCCCUACUAGUCGGGGUGGACGUCUUCCCAUCGGUGGACGGUGA
Penicillium roqueforti is the source of this 1224-nucleotide messenger RNA. RefSeq names its product peroxisomal membrane protein PEX14. NCBI's taxonomy places the organism in Eukaryota, Fungi, Ascomycota, Eurotiomycetes, Eurotiales, Aspergillaceae. The record is from RefSeq and is a predicted model, not a curated record. The transcript has a single exon. Gene Ontology annotation, biological process: protein import into peroxisome matrix, docking. Gene Ontology annotation, molecular function: signaling receptor binding. The coding region runs from base 1 to 1224 and encodes 407 amino acids. Gene Ontology annotation, cellular component: peroxisomal membrane; peroxisomal importomer complex.